AUGCAUUUUCUCAAACUUCAAAUUCAAUAUGGAGGUGAUAUAAAUGAAACGAUUUUACCGACUAAUUCAAGUGAUCCAACAGUUGAAGAACUUCAAAAACAUAUUGAAAAACAAUUAAAUAUACCAACACAUGUACAACGUAUUAUGUUUAAAGGACAAAAUUUACAUGAAAAACCCGAAGGUAAAUUACGACGAUAUGGUAUAACAAAUGCAAGUCUUAUUCGAGUUGUUGGUCGAAAACAACCAAUACGACGUUAA
This is a messenger RNA of Rotaria sordida, 258 nucleotides long. Lineage: Eukaryota; Metazoa; Rotifera; Eurotatoria; Philodinida; Philodinidae. The record is from the annotation of a GenBank genome assembly.